AUCCUGAGCACAGUGGAGGCCCAGGCUCCCAGCACCCCGGGGUCAUCGGGCUGCGGCCCUGUCCCCAUAGCCGUGCCGGUGGUGGCAGUGCCAGGGCCAGGGGUGGCGGCCGCGCUGACCAAAAGCCCCCCCCCGGCCCCUCCCAUGGCCGACGACAGCAAAACAAACCUGAUUGUCAACUACCUGCCCCAGAGCAUGAGCCAGGAGGAGCUGCGGAGCCUCUUUGGCAGCCUUGGGGACAUCGAGUCCUGCAAGCUGGUCCGCGACAAGGUCACUGGACAGAGCCUGGGCUAUGGCUUCGUCAACUACGUUGAGGCAGGAGAUGCUGACAAGGCCAUCAGCACCCUCAAUGGCCUCAAGCUGCAGACCAAGACCAUCAAGGUUUCCUACGCCCGGCCCAGCUCGGCCUCCAUCCGCGAUGCCAACCUCUAU
Molecule: messenger RNA, 432 nt
Organism: Mesitornis unicolor (brown roatelo)
Lineage: Eukaryota; Metazoa; Chordata; Aves; Mesitornithiformes; Mesitornithidae
Product: ELAV-like protein 3
Exons: 3
Cellular component (GO): ribonucleoprotein complex
Molecular function (GO): RNA binding
Source: RefSeq, a predicted model, not a curated record